GAAGACUUUAUUUGUCGAAGAUGGACUUGUGGCCCGGCGGCGUUGGGUUGGCAGCUAAGCUGCCGCUGUUGUUUCUCCUCAUCAUCUCUGCGACCACAGGCUCUGUUCGAGCUAAAAUCCACUAUCAAAAAUGGGAGGUGGCAUACCAGUUCAAGUCCCCAGAUUGCUUCCAGAAGUUGGCAAUCACGAUCAAUGGGAGAACACCUGGCCCAACCAUCAUUGCCGAGCAGGGAGACACUGUGGUCAUCGAUGUCAAGAAUGCGUUACUCACUGAGAACUUAGCCAUUCACUGGCAUGGGAUUAGGCAGAUUGGCACUCCAUGGUUUGAUGGCACAGAGGGGGUGACACAGUGUCCGGUUGUGCCAAGGGAUACUUUUACUUACAGAUUUGUUGUUGAUCGAUCGGGCACGUACAUGUACCAUGCACACUAUGAGAUGCAAAGGUCUGCUGGACUCUACGGUCUUAUUCGAGUUCUGCCCCCUGCCGGUGUGGUCGAGCCGUUCAUCUACGACUAUGACCGGAGCAUCAUCCUUAAUGACUGGUGGCACCAGAACACCUGUGAACAGGCUGUUGGCCUGAACUCCAAAAAGUUCAUUUGGGUUGGAGAGCCUCAGUCACUUUUGAUCAAUGGAAGGGGGAAAUUCAACUGCUCCAACGCAGGAAGCGGGGUAUGCCAUGCAACCAAUCCCGAGUGCUCGCCUUAUGUGUUAACAGUUAUCCCGGGCAAAACAUACCGCCUUCGGAUUGCAAGCAUCACCUCUCUUUCGGCUCUAAAUUUUGAAGUUGAGGGACACAAUUUGAUGGUUGUCGCAGCAGAUGGUCACUAUGUGAAGCCCUUCAUGGUGAAGAACCUGAACAUCUACUCAGGCGAGACCUAUUCAGUGCUUUUGAAGGCUGAACAAGACCCCUCUCGCAACUAUUGGGCUGUUGUCAAUGUGGUUAGCCGAAAUUCGACCACUCCCACUGGCACUGCCGUCCUCAAUUACUACCCAAACCACACUAGAAGGCUCCCUCCGACCGUCCUGCCAACCGGUCCCCUUUGGAAUGACACCAUGUACAGAUUCAAUCAAAGUAUCGCCAUCCGAUCGCAUCCUGAUUACAUCCGGCCUCCUCCGACGACUUCCGACCGCAUGAUCAUAUUGCUGAACACCCAAAAUUGCAUCGAUGGCUAUGUUAAGUGGGCUGUGAAUAAUGUAUCGUUGAAUUUACCCCAGACACCAUACCUCAUCACCCUCAAGGAGAGGAUGCUUCAUGCUUUCGAUCAAAAACCAGCGCCAGAGACUUAUGACUACAAGAAUUAUGAUAUUUAUGACGUCCAGAAGAAUCGAAAUGCAACAGCAAGCACUUCGAUCUAUCGGUUGGUAUUCAAUUCGACGAUAGAUGUGAUCUUACAAAAUGCUAACACGAUGAAGAGGAACAAUAGUGAGACACACCCAUGGCAUCUACAUGGGCAUGCCUUUUGGGUGUUGGGCUAUGGAAUGGGGAAGUUUGAUCCGGAGACUGAUCCAAAGAGGUACAAUUUGGUGGACCCAAUUAUGAAGAACACGGUGGCAGUGCACCCCUAUGGGUGGACGGCUUUGAGGUUCCGGGCCGAUAACCCUGGAGUGUGGGCUUUCCACUGUCACAUUGAGCCGCAUUUCUUCAUGGGCAUGGGGGUUGUGUUUGAAGAGGGUGUGGACAAGCUUGGGAAGCUACCCGUGGCCAUCAUGGGCUGUGGUGAAUCCAAACAUAUAAAGCCUUAAGGGGUUUGUUGUCGCCGAAUUCGGACCAAAAUCGGAGUUCAGCUCGGACAACCCUAAAGUCGGCUGGAGAUAAGCUGAGCAGGUUGGUGGUGGCGUCGGGCGUCGGUCUUCUUCAUGGAUGGCUUGCAAAAAGUUUACUUGCCGGAGAGUUUCUAGCGGAGGACCCACCAAUACCUAAGUUAGAAUAGAUAGGCAAUAGAGUAGAAGAAAGAAGAUUUCAGCAGAGUGUAAAACUCUAUGUGAAAUGAAUAUCUUACCUGAGGUCCCACAGGUCCCCCUUUAUAUAGGCGAGCCGGAUUUGUCGCUAUCUGAACUAACGUGGCAUGCACUGAUAGCCAAGUAAUGGUAGGUGGUACAGCUAUAGUGUGGAAUCAGUUUGUAUGGUCAGCGUGUAGCAAUGAUCGGGUGCAGAUUGUAGUGUUGCCACGACGGCAGGCUGCGAGGGCUGUCGGUCAUUAGCAUUGUCAGUCAUUGUUGACACAUAUUGAUGGGCUUCUCGAUCGGGGCCAAAGUCGCUCACCUCGGAUGGUCGGAUCCUCGGCUAGGGCCGAAGUCAUUCACCUCGGGUGGUUGGCUCCUCGGCCAGUCCAAAAUCAUCUAAGGUUGGCUCCUUGGCCAGUCCAAAAUCAUAAGUUGAAUCCCAAGCUAAAUACGAUAAAAAUAAUAUCAUUCAGCAUCUUGUUAACACAAAAAUGUAUACAUGGCUGUAAGCAUGACAAACCUAUAGGAGAUCAAAUGUCAGUGACAACCUACCUACAGAUCAUCCUUUUCUAAGCUAACUAUACUGUGUAGCAUGUAUCUGUGGGCCUGCAAACUUAUGCAUAUUGGACAGAUGUAUCUUAUGUGGGUUCAGCAUUUGACAUAUUGCAACAAGAUGCUUCCUGUUCCUGCACCCACCACCGCUUUUGUUCCCAUUCUAUGCAACAAAUUUUCAGGACUUCACAGUUGGUGGAGGCAGUUGACAGAAAAUUAAGAUAUUCAAAUUCUGCCAUGGUAGAAAAAAGAAAAGGAAAUAAAGGACCAAGAUAAGUUAAUUUUCACAAGAGGGGGGAGACGAAAACAUAAAAUUAAAUUAUCUAGGAUUCCAGGAAGCGACUUGUCAAUAAUAUACAUAAAAGGCAUGUAACUAUAAUAGAACAUCUUUUGGAAAAGUGACAACUUAUCAUUAAUUGUGAUUAAAACUAUUUUCUUUAAUCACUUCUUGAUGUAUGAUUUUGAUAGAAUUCAAAUUCUACAUUAGCAAUUUCGAUGGAAAAUUCGGUAAGUGUGAAAAUUUGAAGAAGACAGAUAAAAUAUAUAAAUGCAACUAUCAUAAAAUAAGAUUAUAACUGCAAUUUCAAAUUCAAAUUACACAUGGAUGCAUGCAGAAAAUGUAUUUUGCUUUAUUAGAAUUUACACAAAUAAGAAGCGCAUGGAAGAAUUACAAAAUUACCCUGCACCUACGUGAGCAACCUCACCUGCAAAAAGAAAAAGGUAAAAUAGUUGUUGUCUCCUGUCCCUUUUUCCCCUAGAAUAUUGUUUUGGUUCUUUUUUUCCUAGCUUCAUGGUGGAUAGAGAAAUAAAACCCAUACACACACACAUCUUAUUAAUUUACACAUGUUGUAUUCUCAGUAAAUUAGAUUCUUAAUGUCAAAAGGUGGAAGGACAAACAAAAAAUUUGAAAUCUUUGGUAAAGUUUAUACAUUAGCAGCUCUGCAUAAAAUCCAACAACUUAGCAUCAUUCUGACAUUAUGAUUUGUGAUGCAAAAAAAAAAAAA
Phoenix dactylifera (date palm) is the source of this 3499-nucleotide messenger RNA. Its product is annotated as L-ascorbate oxidase-like. Gene Ontology annotation, molecular function: copper ion binding; oxidoreductase activity. The record is from RefSeq and is a predicted model, not a curated record. Gene Ontology annotation, cellular component: extracellular region. Lineage: Eukaryota; Viridiplantae; Streptophyta; Magnoliopsida; Arecales; Arecaceae.